AUGAUUGCUAGGUCGCAACCAUAUAUCAAUGUAUCCGCUAAGAGAACUACUCAAUUAAUUUCCAACAAAAAUUCAAAUUAUAAUCUGAAAAUAAAUUUACGUACAUUACCGGGUUAUAUUGGACACCGAACUAGUAGAAUCAAUCGAUCGAUUAAUCAGGACGCUUAUUCUAUUCAUUUAUUGAAAAACAAACAAUUGCAGCGUACUCCCAUUCUAAAUUUAUCUGUAUUCGAUGGUCAUGGAAAUCCAGAUUCAAAGGUAUCAAACUUACUAGCCGACAACCUGCAUAAUUAUAUCAUAUCUAAUGAUUUUUCAAAGGAAAAGCUCUUCGAUUUAUUGUUACGUUACGUACAGAUCUUUGGAGGUACUUAUUGGAAUAAUUUAUAUCAAAAUAAGUACAAGUUUUAUGAUAAAUUCAUAGAAAAUUGUAACACCAAAAUUGAACAAAUAAUUGAAAAUAAGAAUUCUAUCCUGUUUAAUAGAUCAGACAAAAACUCUCUUUUGACUGAAAGACAACGAUUGAAUUUCUUCUACAGUUUCCUCAAAUUUGAUUUAGAUUACUGUUGCGGAUACAUCAAUGAAUCAAAAGAAACGCCGCCAGAUAUCAAUGAAAUGAUAAAAAAAUAUCCAGGUGGCUCAACAGCAUCUUCUAUCUUUCUCUCGACGUUUAAAGAAAGUGAUAUGAUUGAAGAAUCAUUCUUUAUUGAUUCUAAUGAAAUUUUCAAACUCGUCGUUACACAAGUUGGUGAUUCUAGGAUCUUACUGUGUGAUUCUGAUGGUAUUGCACAUAAUUUGGUUAAGCUCCAUCAUCCAAAUGAAUUCAGAGAAUUUAAAAGGUUGAUGUUGGCAGAAAACGACAUUUCCACGUCUAGCGACGCAUUUGGUGAGAGAAGAUUUCUGGACAAUUUCACCAACACAAGAUCAUUUGGUGAUCUGGUGGGUAAGAAAGAUGGAUUGACUGCAGAACCUGAUAUUUUUUCUUAUUUGAUAGGGAAUACCAUCGAAUUAUCUUACAACGAAACUUCAAAACUGCCGUUCGGUGGGAAUGAAUGCUUUAUUGUAUUGGUGACUGACGGUGUCUCAGAUAUUCUGACGGAUCAAGAAAUUGUAGAUUUAAUUGCAUCCAUCGUCAACGUCAACGGUGAGAAAAAGGCAAAUCCUCAGUUUGUAGCAAAUGAAGUAAUCAAUUUUAUUUCAAGUGUCAGUAAUAAAUAUUCUGACAACGCAACAUGUUUGAUAUUGAAACUCACUAACUGGGGCAAAUGGCCAAUAAUCGACAGAUCAGGUAUAAUGAGCGAGCAAUCGUUGUUGAAAGCAUGA
Kazachstania africana CBS 2517 is the source of this 1320-nucleotide messenger RNA. RefSeq names its product type 2C protein phosphatase PTC6 (gene PTC6). The record is from RefSeq and is a predicted model, not a curated record. Bases 1 to 1320 code for a protein of 439 amino acids. Lineage: Eukaryota; Fungi; Ascomycota; Saccharomycetes; Saccharomycetales; Saccharomycetaceae. Gene Ontology annotation, biological process: protein dephosphorylation. The transcript has a single exon. Gene Ontology annotation, molecular function: protein serine/threonine phosphatase activity.